CCUAGCAACGCUUCAAACAACCUGAGGUGCACUUGAGCUAUAAGCUAGCUCAUUAAGACUGCUUUAAUCUUUGGAAACAAUUCAGGAGCAGCUGCGACUUUAUGAAUAAUGGACCGAGAACUAAACGAAGAGGAACUGCAGGACCUGUUUGCCUGGAUAGAUAAGAUACCUCUGUCUCGGCCCAAAAGACACAUCACAAGAGACUUCAGCGACGCAGUGAUGGCUGCUGAGGUGGUGAAACAUUUCUUCCCCAAGCUUGUUGACCUGCACAACUAUGUUCCUGCAAGCUCCACACAGCAGAAGCUCAGCAACUGGAAGCUUCUCAACAGGAAGGUAUUUUCCAAGCUGAUCUUUCAUGUGCCUGAGGAGACACUGAAGAAAAUUACACUGAGCACCGCAGGAGCAGUAGUGCCUGUCCUGAGCGCCCUCAGGGAGAAGAUAGACAAGAAACUGGAGGACACCAACAACAAUAUGCCGGAUGUGGAGUAUUAUGACACCAGGGACCAGGAGAAACCACAUGCAGAUCUUCUGUGCCCCGAGUUAAGUCUAAUCAGUCCCAGAGAUAGAAGUGACCACUCAGAAACACAAAGAAACCUCCACUUGGAGGCAUCAGAAAUUCAUCAGACUGAGAUAAGACUUCUGACUCAGCUCGCAGAGUUGAAAAAAGAUGAGAAGAACAUGCAGAAAAACAGUAAAGUGGAACAUGCAGUAAAGUUUUACUCAGCCAUGGAUCCUACUUUUCAACAAAUCCUGAAGGAAAAAGAAAAAGCAAUCAUGUCUUUGAUGGAGACUCUGGAGAUCCUGCAGAUGAAAGUGAACAAGUUGGAACAUCUGGUUCACUUGAAGGACAUACGAAUUCAAGAUCUGACACAGCAUCUGGAGAUGUACAAAGCAAGAGGCAACACACACUGAAGCAGCUGUAAAACUACACACAAAGAGAAGCUUCUGUCUCAGUUAUGAUAUAUAUCCUGCA
Messenger RNA from Archocentrus centrarchus (flier cichlid), 973 nucleotides. It is a transcript of the gene spef1, whose product is annotated as sperm flagellar 1. Gene Ontology annotation, cellular component: axoneme. Bases 109 to 912 code for a protein of 267 amino acids. Gene Ontology annotation, molecular function: microtubule binding. The record is from RefSeq and is a predicted model, not a curated record. The transcript is spliced from 8 exons. NCBI's taxonomy places the organism in Eukaryota, Metazoa, Chordata, Actinopteri, Cichliformes, Cichlidae. Gene Ontology annotation, biological process: regulation of cytoskeleton organization.